UCCCGGCAGACGCUCUAGCCCGCCCUUCUCUGUGGCGCGGUCUCGCCGGGCCGCGGCUGACGUUGGACAACAAAGAUGGCGGCGGCGAGCAGCAACUACUGGGAAGAUCUCCGGAAGCAGGCGAGGCAGCUGGAGAACGAGCUGGACCUGAAGCUGGUCUCCUUCAGCAAGCUCUGCACCAGCUACAGCGGCACUCGAGACGGAAGGCGCGACAGGUAUAGCUCUGACACAACUCCCCUCUUAAAUGGCUCAAGCCAGGACAGAAUGUUUGAGACCAUGGCUGUGGAGAUUGAGCAACUUCUGGGAAAGCUUACUGGAAUAAAUGACAAAAUGGCAGAAUACACAAAUAGUGCAGGAGUCCCCUCCCUGAAUGCUGCCCUGAUGCACACGUUACAGCGUCACAGAGACAUACUGCAGGAUUAUACACACGAAUUCCACAAAACCAAAGCGAACUUCUUGGCAAUACGAGAAAGGGAGAAUCUGUUGGGAUCAGUACGGAAAGAUAUUGAAUCCUAUAAAAGUGGGUCUGGCGUGAAUAACAGAAGAACAGAACUAUUCCUGAAGGAACACGAGCAUCUUCGAAACUCAGAUCGGCUGAUAGAAGAAACAAUAAGCAUUGCCAUGGCAACUAAAGAAAAUAUGACUUCGCAGAGAGGGAUGUUGAAGUCAAUACAAAGCAAGAUGAAUACCUUGGCUAAUCGGUUUCCAGCAGUGAACAGCCUGAUUCAAAGGAUCAACCUUCGGAAACGACGAGAUUCCCUCAUCUUGGGUGGCAUUAUCGGCAUCUGUACCAUCCUACUGCUGCUAUACGCUUUCCAUUGAUGGAUGUUCCUCGAUGGACUCUGCUAAACUCAUCACCACCAACCCUUUCCCCUCCUCAGUCAAGGAAAAGUGAGUGGGGGAAGCGACAGACUUCAGACAGCCUGCUCAUCACGGCUGGGAGCAUCAGCAUGAUGUCUAGAGCUUAUGAUGGUAGACUGCGACACUGGGUUUGGGUUGAAGCUGCGGUGUUCCUCCUUCCCUGCCAUACAUCUUGCUUUGGUUAAAUUUGGUGGGAUUUGUUUGUCUUUAAUUCCCUUUUUCACUGCAAGGUAAGUAAAUAUGGGACGCUUACGAGAACAGGGAGAACAAUUUCUGUGCUCAGCAGCACUAGGGAAGUCUGUUGUUGGCUUGUAAGUGGUAAAAAAUCGUUACGCUUGCCUUGGGUGGAAACUCAGCAGGAAACCUGUGUUCCCCCGUAGGCCAAGCACACUGAACACUUUUGCCCUGUGAGAAGAAUAUUGCAGCUUUAAGCCAUCAGGUUGCUUUACUACUAAAUACAUGUUCUGUAAUCCUUUUUUUAACUCAUGGUUGAGAUAGUUAGUUCUGCAUCAUUUGUGCUGUGAAAACUGUGCUUCACACAAAUUCCUCAAAGUGAAAAAAACAAACAGAAAGGGUUCUUCAGUUCACUUUUUGCACAGAAUAUGAAUAAAUUACCCUCUGAGGAAGAGUUGUAAGGUUUCUUGUGGCUUUAAAGGGACUAACAAGUCCCCCUUUGUAAAAAGGGAGCACAGUGUCCUAGCAGCUGUUUACUGUAGUGUUCAGUCAUCUGAGAAGUGACCAAACAUGAGUUCCACCUAAAAGUAGUCUUUUGGGUGUAAGUACUUUGAUUUUGGCUGGCAUCAUAAAGGUCUUUAUAAAGACAUGAUAAGCAGUUUGAAAAGUCUAUAUUGUAAUUUAGAUAAAGUUAUUCUAAUAGCAUUAUUAUUUUUACACUGUAAGUAAGAUAUAACCUAGAUGUCAAUUGGAAAUAAGAAUUGCAAUGGUUCUACCUGAGGCAGAUGCAUCUGCGUGUGAAACUUAGGGACAUAAUUCCUCAUAGUAAAAAGUUGAAUGUAUGAAUAGUAAAACAAGUAUUAUUUACCAGUAUCUGGGGAGAAAAAAGUCUUUUUUGUCCAGACGUGCAACAUGAAUCCUGUUGUGUUUCCAUCUCUGAACAAAGCUGACGUCAGGAAUGGCUUUGAUAUUGCACAUUCACAAAUUACAGAUUUUCCUGUUCUUUCAACAGCUCUUUUCCAUCUGUCAUAUCAUAACUCAAUAAAUUCAAACUGAGGCACUGAAAUAGCUUUCCAAGAACUUGAUUAACUCUUUUCACAAUCAAUUUGCAGUGCUCCUAACAGAUUUCAUGUAUAACAUUACCCACAAAUGUCAAAUAGGCUCCAAGUUCUCUUCUGGAACAGAGUCUAGUGGGACAGACACAAUUUUUUACUGCUUUUUAUAGUGUCUGUGCAGUUCCUUUUGGAGGGAGUAGAGGCUCCUGCCUGUGUAGUGUGAAAAACUCACACUGUUGCGCCUAAAAUGUUUGUAUGGAUUGGAAGGCUUGUUUGCAGACUAAUAACUGUGCUAAAAAGUCCACAAAGACUUUCUAAUCAGUCAUUGUUGGGAUUGGAAAGCAUUUGGAAUGAUACGCGUAAACCUGUGGGGCUUGUAUUUUAAAGAAAGGGUGAUUAUUUGGUUGAUUUGGGAAUGCGCCUGGUUUGAAAUGAAAUGUUUAUGAAAGGGGUUUAUGAAAAACCUGGAUGGAUAAAGGAGGUUUAUUAAUGAAUCUCUGUGGUAGGAGAUCAAACCUCUUCUCCCAGUGCUUUUUCUUUGAUUCCUUCACCACCCUGAGGGACCCUGAUCAGCAGUUGUGCUUCUGUUUAGGAUUUGUAGGAGUAGGACGUGGUUGCUCUAUAGUUGGCAAUAUAAGAUCUGCAGUACCAUCAAUAAAUUCAUUUAUUUAAUCUUAUAACAAGUCUUUUUACUGGACUCAACUGAUGAUUUGGUGCAUAUAUUUAAUCUUACUGUGUGAAAAAGCUGCUAUGGAAAAAAUGUAGGUUAUAAUAAAUAUGUAAACAACUGAUUUUUCAUGUUAUGAAAAUGUUAUGGAGGAACUGAUAUAUUUUAGUAUAAAAUAACCAAAAUAUACUGAAUUAUCUCUGAUAAAGCUUUACUGGAAAUGGUUUCAGUGUUGGCAACCCCUCCAUGGUUUUUAUUUGUGUUGGUUUUGAGACAAGAGGUUUGUGUUGAAUAAUACAUUUAAUUAACCUUGUAGUUCUCUCUUUAUCAUCUUGUGGUAGUGCUCUAGCAAUGUGAGCAGGCAGUUCUGCUCUCUUGUGCUCACACAUAGCUCAGGAGAAAGACUCACUAAUUCUCCUGGACAUCUCUAAUACAUGGAGCUGUAGUUGGAGCAAUGGGCUGUAAAAUGAAAACAGUGGAUUGUAGUUUUUCAUCUCAAAUCCCAAAAUAUAGGUUUGUAUGUCUCCUGUUGCUAAAUAUGUUCUCUAAGCUUUUCCUUCUGUGUGAUUCCUCUUGCUCUAAGGGAAAAAAACGUGGUUCAAGUCUCAUUUCUGCAAUUCCUGGCAAAGUUGCAGUUUUGUAACUCGACCAAGUAGAAUUGUGCAAAGAAAAUUAUUGCUAAGCCAUUGAAAUGAAGUGAGAAAAUCCAGAGUAUUUCUACAGGGCACAUUUCCCACACACACUCUUUAAAUCUCAGCCAUAACUUACCCCUGGCCCUGCUUGGGAGCGAGCCUGAGCAAGGGGGGAGGCUUUGGGACCAAGCAGUGGGGGCUUCUGGUAAUACAAGAGCGUGUCCUUCCUGGGAAGGCACAGUGUUUUUUCUUAACCAAUAUUGAUUCCAGGAGCUUUUGCAUAUCAAAGUGUGGUGUAAAUUCCUGCUGGAUUCAUUACACUGAAUAAUCAACUAGAAUUUGUCAUCUGUAGUUUUAGAAGUCCUUCCUUUCAACGGCCUUAAGAUUCUGGUGAGAAGAAAGAGUCAGUUCCUCACUGGAUAUUGAAAA
Messenger RNA from Strigops habroptila (Kakapo), 3818 nucleotides. It is a transcript of the gene GOSR1, whose product is annotated as golgi SNAP receptor complex member 1. Gene Ontology annotation, molecular function: SNAP receptor activity. Gene Ontology annotation, biological process: endoplasmic reticulum to Golgi vesicle-mediated transport; vesicle fusion. The record is from RefSeq and is a predicted model, not a curated record. Gene Ontology annotation, cellular component: Golgi membrane; cis-Golgi network; Golgi medial cisterna. The transcript has 9 exons. NCBI's taxonomy places the organism in Eukaryota, Metazoa, Chordata, Aves, Psittaciformes, Psittacidae. Bases 76 to 822 code for a protein of 248 amino acids.